GUGUUUUCACUUCCUUCACUUUAGAGCUGUAUCCGGGUCGUUGCUUUCCCUAUUGUCUCAGGCAACCGACCUCGGACUGUGCAAAUUCUGGGUCUUUUGUUGCUUCUGGUGCAGGCUAAUAAAGUUUUUCUUUAUUUUAUUUUUUUGCUUAACAGUUUUAACGGGAGAAAUUAACUCCCAAGGGCUGCCGGGCUGGCCCCGCUGCCUGGGGAGAGGGCGCCUCUGGCCGGGGAGCGCUGCGGGCAGGGGCGCGGGCGGCUGGGGCCCGUUCCGGGAGGACCUGGGUAGGUGAGAGGGAGGAACCUCGGGGCAGCUCCCGGGGGCGCCGCAGAUUUUAAAUAGCAUCUUUCGGAUUUGUUCGGCGGUCUCAGUCCUAACCACGGCGCUGCCUGGUCUCCCGCAGCUUCUCCUUAGGUCUCCUUCAAACGAUCACCUCACGGAUUCUUUAUGGAUCGCAGCUCCAAGAGGAGGCAGGUGAAGCCUUUGGCAGCUUCUCUGCUAGAAGCUCUCGAUUAUGAUAGUUCAGAUGACAGUGAUUUUAAAGUUGGAGAUGCCUCAGAUUCUGAAGGGAGUGGUAAUGGAAGUGAAGAUCCCUCAAAGGACAGUGCAGAAGGUUCCUGUAGUGAUUCUGAAGAAAAUAUUUUAGAGGAAGAACUGAAUGAAGAUGUUAAAAUAAAAGAAGAACAACUCAAAAGUUCUGCAGAGGAAGAAAUACUGUCAUCAGAAAAACAGUUAAUUAAAGUGGAAAAGGAGGAAGAAGAGAAUGGAGAAAGACCUCGAAAGAAAAAGGAGAAAGAAAAAGAAAAGGAAAAAGAGAAGGAGAAAGAAAAAGAAAAAGAGAAGGAGAAAGAAAAAGCAUCAGUAUCUGAUAAUGUGAUUCCUUGCACUGCUUCCACCACACCAGCCACAAGUCCUCCUGCUGUUAACACAUCUCUUUCAGUCCCCACUACGACAACCACUACAGAGGAGCAAGUCAGUGAGCCAAAAAAGUGGAACCUUCGUCGAAACCGACCACUGUUGGAUUUCGUAUCCAUGGAAGAGUUGAAUGAUAUGGAUGACUAUGACAGUGAAGAUGACAAUGACUGGAGGCCUACUGUAGUAAAGAGAAAGGGAAGAUCUGCAUCUCAGAAAGAAGGAAGUGAUGGAGACAAUGAAGAUGAUGAAGAUGAGGGAAGUGGGAGUGAUGAGGAUGAGAAUGAUGAAGGCAACGAAGAAGAUCAUAGCAGCCCUGCCAGUGAAGGGGGUUGUAAGAAGAAGAAGAGUAAAAUUCUUAGCAGAAACAGUGCUGAUGAUGAAGAACUGACCAAUGAUAGCCUGACACUAUCUCAAAGCAAGAGUAAUGAGGACUCGCUGAUUCUUGAGAAGGGCCAAAACUGGAGUUCUCAAAAAAUGGACCAUAUCCUGAUUUGCUGUGUUUGUCUUGGGGAUAAUAGUGAAGAUGCUGAUGAAAUAAUUCAGUGUGACAACUGUGGCAUUACAGUCCAUGAAGGUUGCUAUGGAGUUGAUGGAGAGAGUGACUCUAUUAUGAGUUCAGCUUCUGAAAACUCCACUGAACCUUGGUUUUGUGAUGCCUGCAAAUGUGGUGUUUCCCCGAGCUGUGAACUAUGUCCUAAUCAGGAUGGAAUUUUCAAGGAGACAGAUGCUGGAAGAUGGGUUCACAUUGUUUGUGCACUGUAUGUUCCUGGAGUAGCCUUUGGAGAUAUUGACAAAUUACGACCAGUAACACUAACAGAAAUGAACUAUUCCAAAUAUGGUGCCAAGGAGUGUAGCUUCUGUGAAGACCCUCGUUUUGCCAGAACUGGGGUUUGUAUCAGCUGUGAUGCAGGGAUGUGCAGAGCCUAUUUUCAUGUGACCUGUGCCCAGAAGGAAGGUCUUCUUUCAGAGGCAGCAGCAGAGGAGGAUAUAGCAGAUCCAUUUUUUGCUUAUUGUAAGCAACAUGCAGAUAGGUUAGACAGAAAGUGGAAGAGAAAAAACUACUUGGCUCUACAAUCCUAUUGUAAAAUGUCUUUACAAGAGAGAGAGAAGCAGCUAUCACCAGAAGCACAGGCAAGGAUCAAUGCCCGACUUCAGCAGUAUCGUGCCAAAGCAGAACUAGCUCGAUCCACCAGACCCCAGGCCUGGGUUCCCAGGGAAAAAUUGCCCAGACCACUCACUAGCAGUGCUUCUGCCAUUCGUAAGCUGAUGAGGAAAGCAGAACUAAUGGGGAUCAGUACAGAUAUCUUCCCAGUGGACAAUUCAGAUACCAGUUCUAGUGUGGAUGGACGGAGAAAGCAUAAGCAACCUGCUCUGACUGCUGAUUUUGUGAAUUAUUACUUUGAGAGGAAUAUGCGCAUGAUUCAAAUUCAGGAAAAUAUGGCUGAACAAAAGAAUAUAAAGGAUAAAUUAGAGAAUGAACAAGAAAAGCUUCAUGUGGAAUAUAAUAAGCUAUGUGAAUCUUUAGAAGAACUACAAAAUCUGAAUGGAAAACUUCGAAGUGAAGGGCAAGGAAUAUGGGCCUUACUAGGCAGAAUCACAGGGCAGAAGUUGAACAUACCAGCAAUUUUGCGAGCACCCAAGGAGAGAAAACCAAGUAAAAAAGAAGGUGGCACACAAAAGACAUCUGUUCUUCCUGCAGUGCUUUACAGUUGUGGAAUUUGUAAGAAGAAUCAUGAUCAGCAUCUUCUUUUAUUGUGUGAUACCUGUAAACUCCAUUACCAUCUUGGAUGUCUAGACCCUCCUCUUACAAGGAUGCCAAGAAAGACCAAAAACAGCUAUUGGCAGUGUUCAGAAUGUGACCAGGCAGGAAGCAGUGACAUGGAAGCAGACAUGGCCAUGGAAACCUUACCAGAUGGGACCAAACGAUCAAGGAGGCAGAUUAAGGAACCAGUGAAAUUUGUUCCACAAGAUAUGCCUCCAGAACCCAAGAAGAUUCCAAUAAGAAACACGAGAACCAGAGGACGAAAACGAAGCUUCAUUCCUGAGGAAGAAAAACAUGAGGAAAGAGUUCCUAGAGAAAGAAGACAAAGGCAGUCUGUGUUACAAAAGAAGCCGAAGGCUGAAGAUUUACGAACUGAAUGUGCAACUUGCAAGGGAACUGGAGACAAUGAAAAUCUCGUCAGGUGUGAUGAAUGCAGACUGUGUUACCAUUUUGGCUGUCUGGAUCCUCCUUUGAAAAAGUCUCCUAAACAAACAGGCUAUGGAUGGAUAUGUCAGGAGUGUGAUUCUUCAUCUUCUAAGGUGAGACCUAUGACUUGCUUCUAAGCAACUAAUUUUGACGAAAAUGAAGGUAUGAACAUGACUACGUUUAUGUAAUUAUGUACAUAAGAUGGCAACAUGAAUUUUGUCAAGAGACAAAAUUUUGUCAAAUUUGGCUGACUUGCUGAUCUUGAUGAGAGGAGGACCAAGCGGCAACGAGGGACCAUGGAUGACCCCCAGCCGACAGCCAGUGGGGACACAAAGCCUGCAACCACAGGGGGACACAAAGCCUGCAACCACAGGGAACGGAUUCUGCCAAUGACCUGACUGGAAUGAACCCUUUCUCAACAAACAAUCAGAAGAGGCCCCAAACAACAUCUUCACUGCAGCCUUGCAGAAAAUGAAGUGUGCCCAGACUCCCGACCCACAGAAACCG
Molecule: messenger RNA, 3610 nt
Organism: Manis javanica (Malayan pangolin)
Lineage: Eukaryota; Metazoa; Chordata; Mammalia; Pholidota; Manidae
Source: RefSeq, a predicted model, not a curated record